Molecule: messenger RNA, 618 nt
Organism: Ambispora gerdemannii
Lineage: Eukaryota; Fungi; Glomeromycota; Glomeromycetes; Archaeosporales; Ambisporaceae
Source: the annotation of a GenBank genome assembly
AUGAAUGAUAAUCAAUGCUGUGAAUAUUGUAGACUACAAUGGACAAGUGAAAAGAAGGUGAUCUGUCCAAAGUGUCACCAAAGAUGGAAUAUCUAUUAUCAGUUUUGUCUUACUUGUGAUCUCACUCAAUGGAAAAGUGGGAAUAAUAAAAUAGAUGAGCUUAUUAAAGAAGAUCAACUUAAAUUUGAUGAUAAUUUUGUUGUUGGGUUGCUUGAGUGGAUUCCUUAUGAGGACUUUAGUGAAAUAAAAUAUGUUGCUAAAGGAGGGUUUGGCAGCAUAUCAAAAGCGGUCCGGAAGUCGGGAUUCAGAUAUUUUGAUGAAGAAAAAAGAAAAUUGGUUAUAAAAGCAGAACCAAUGCCUGUUGCUCUAAAGACUAUAUCCCAAUCAAGUGAUGCAAAUCUUAAUAUUAUUCACGAAGAGGUUCGAAAUGCAAUUGAAGAAUGGAAUGAAGGAGAAUUUAUAACGAUAGGAAACAGACAAUUAAAAAAGAAGUCUGAAACUCACGAAGGCGCGGUAUACACAAGUAGAUCAAUCUCAAAACUCGAAACAGCAGACACUUAUGUUACACGACAAGUCGCCGAUUGUUCGAUCGAUAACGAUAAUCAAUUUGUCAAUUAA